This is a messenger RNA of Eublepharis macularius, 1206 nucleotides long. RefSeq names its product double C2 domain beta (gene DOC2B). Lineage: Eukaryota; Metazoa; Chordata; Lepidosauria; Squamata; Eublepharidae. The record is from RefSeq and is a predicted model, not a curated record. Gene Ontology annotation, cellular component: membrane. The transcript is spliced from 9 exons. The coding region runs from base 1 to 1206 and encodes 401 amino acids.
AUGACACUCCGAAAAGGAGAGAAAACGACCAUCAGCAUCCAAGAGCACAUGGCGAUUGACGUCUGCCCUGGCCCCAUCAGACCAAUCAAGCAAAUUUCGGAUUACUUCCCCCGGUUUCCACGGGGCCUCCCCGCUACGGUCAGCCGGAGCAACAGCCUGCGUUCUUCCUCCAGCCAGGCAACGGUCAGCCCCUCGGAGACAAUCCCCCGUGAGGAGGAUGAAGAUGUGGACCACGUUUUUGGGGCGUAUGGGACUGAACCGGUCGAACAGCCCCCCAAGCGGCCCAUUGAAGAGGAGGAAGAAGCAGUGGACGCUGACGGCUAUGAGUCCGACGACUGCACUGCCCUGGGGACUUUAGACUUCAGCUUGCUGUAUGACCAAGAAAACAAUGCCCUCCACUGUACAAUCAAUAAAGCCAAGGGCCUGAAGCCUAUGGACCAUAAUGGGCUGGCUGAUCCGUACGUGAAAUUGCACUUACUUCCCGGAGCCAGUAAGGCAAAUAAGCUGAGGACCAAAACCCUGCGGAACACCUUGAAUCCUACCUGGAAUGAAACCCUUACGUAUUAUGGGAUCACCGACGAGGACAUGAUCCGCAAAACGCUCAGAAUUUCAGUCUGCGAUGAGGACAAGUUUCGCCACAAUGAGUUCAUUGGGGAAACGAGGAUCCCACUGAAGAAACUCAAGCCGAACCAAACCAAAAAGUUCAACAUUUGCCUGGAGAAGCAACUGCCAAUAGAUAAAACAGAAGACAAGUCCCUGGAGGAGCGUGGCCGGAUCCUCAUCUCUCUCAAGUACAGCUCCCAGAAGCAGGGUCUGCUAGUGGGCAUCGUCCGUUGUGCGCAUUUGGCUGCCAUGGACGCAAAUGGCUACUCAGACCCCUAUGUGAAAACGUACUUGAAACCAGAUGAGGACAAGAAAUCCAAGCACAAGACAGCUGUCAAAAAGAAAACACUCAACCCUGAAUUCAACGAGGAAUUUUGCUAUGAGAUCAAGCACGGUGACUUGGCCAAGAAGACCUUGGAGGUGACGGUGUGGGAUUAUGACAUUGGCAAAUCAAAUGACUUUAUCGGUGGUGUGGUGCUGGGGAUUAACGCCAAAGGGGACCGCCUGAAGCACUGGUUCGACUGCCUGAAAAACAAGGAUAAGAAAAUUGAGCGCUGGCACACACUCACAAAUGAGCUGCCGGGGGCUAUUCUCAGCGAUUGA